Messenger RNA from Dicrocoelium dendriticum, 5677 nucleotides. Lineage: Eukaryota; Metazoa; Platyhelminthes; Trematoda; Plagiorchiida; Dicrocoeliidae. The record is from the annotation of a GenBank genome assembly.
GGUCACCUGAUGGAUAUCCGUCCUUGAUACGCUUGUAUGAAGUUCCAAUGUGAAGCAUAGUCCAUGGAUACCAUAUUUUCCGUUUCAAAAGCCCCCCGAAGCAUCAUCGAUAACUGCGCCCCUUGUAUUGGUCCAGGAGACAGCUCAAACGGUCUACUGUCUGCAGCGAAAUUCUCUCAUUCAUCUUGCUUAGAGACGACGAUUCACAGCGAACGCGGAAUGGCCACUAAUAUGGCUGCGCAUUUAUCUCUACGCACAGGAUCAUUGUCCACACCAGUCUCAUCGUCUCACUUAAUGCAUUUCACGAAUGACAUCAGCUUGUCGUCCAUUAAAUCGUCGUUAGAUGGAUCACCAUUGGUUGACGAUGAGGAUGAUGAUAUGCGGUCUCUGUUGGCCGCAGCCGCUGCUGUGGCAGCUUCUGUUUCCCCGGGCUCUCCGCAUUUACGUUCUUCCUCUUCCGGUUUAAACACUCCUCCGGAUACGCGAUUGUGUCGACCCCUUGAUAGUGUCAUGGAUGACGGUGAUGUUAAAUCUACCUUGGAAGAUUGUGAACGCGGACUUCACACUGUUGGGGGUGCGGCGCUCCUUGUGUCACGCCUCAGUUCGACAGCAUCGGCUUACGCUAAUGCUGCUGAUUCUCUGAGUGUUCAUCUCCCAUCCACAUCGACUUCUACAUCAAAUUCCACAUUUUCGAAUGUCCAACCCACCAGUUAUUCUUCUACUGGUGUGGCGCACGAUUCUCCUUCUUCUCUGUUUUUCAGCAUUCAGCCCCCCUUAUCCAACUCUUCAGAGCACUCCCUGAAUCCAUCUGAUUUGUCCACAUACUCCGACUCUGUUCGCUUUCACAAUUCCGUUUCCUUGCCUGAUAAUUUCAUACCCAAUGUCACUUUCGGUCCCAAACUCAGCCAUCCAUCCACUCCGUCCCAGGCACACAGAGCUUUGCUGGACUUCACUUUACAAUGUCCUGGUUACAAACAACCACCUGAUAUACGGAUCAGUGAUCAGUAUUGCUCCUCUCUCUCUGACGGUGUUUACUCUAGCUCCGACACAUUUUCUUCCGAUGACCCAAAUACUUAUACCGAGUCUCAUAUUCUACAGUCACGUUUCACUUCCAACUUGCCUGAAUCUGUUCACUCUACACUCCUUACCACCCAUCCGUUAUCUAGCCAGCGUAGUGAUAACCAAGUUGUCGUUGCUCCCCCCACUUGGUCACGCGUUGACUUAGGGGAUAGCUCCCCUGCCGACCAGAUUUGUACCUCUACCACCUCGGCAAUCACAUGUAAGCCGGAGUGCCCACAGUAUAGUUUACCUAACUCUAAAAAUCUGCUUCCCGCAUCAUUUGUACGUAAAGCAUCAUCGCAGCACUGUAGCACGAUCAAAUCAGACUGUACAGUCUUUCAGGCGGAGCUGCCCCCCAACUGUCCUGUCUCAAACAAUUGCACUGAAAACUCUCACACAACCGAAGUUAUUGGCCGCACUGAAUUCGGAUGCUCGGAAUCCGUUUUUACGACAGCUUCCUCCGGAGAAGUAACUGUGGCUGACGAUCUGUGCACUUAUAGCCUGCACAAAUUAAAUGCAAUUCACUCACCCAGAGUCAACCCUGCUCCUUCUGAUCGACCCAUCGCUGGGACACCAGAUUCGGAUGAUAACAGUAGCCCUUGCCCUUCCGAUGGCAUGCUGCCAGUUGUCUCGAAAUCGUCCAGCUCAUUGGCAGAUGAACCCUUGGCGUGCACGCCGCCUAUAUCCUCGGAUUGCAAUUUCCCCUCCGAAAAUCACUCCUCGCCCUUUUUGGAUGGUCAAACAUCGGUUGCUACAAGCUCUGCUGACCUCAAAAGUACUUCUUUGACCCCGGGGUUAUUCAAACCGGCCGAAGGGGACACGCUACUUCCACCUGAUGACAAUACGGUUAAAAUGGAUCUUCAGACUACUUCUAACACGCCUCAAAUAUGUGAUGAAUCCGAAUACGUUUCUGCGGCUGUUGCUGCCGUUGAGGAUGUUGUGUACGCACUAGCCGGAAAUCGGAGGCCCGACCCUUCACUGGCCGUUGAUCCCGCUUUAGAGGGGACGGGGACAGAUCGUAUUUUCAAUCUAAAUUUAGCCCCGGUUCAUGUCGACACGAGCUUUAUCUCCACCUCUACUUGUCAUUCUAGUCUAGGCACUUCCUCUGUAGGCUCGGUCAACGGAACUUACUCCCUCCGAACCAAUGACACAUUCACUAUCCCUGACAUACCAAUUGUAUCAGUCGCUCUGCGAACUAGCAUAGCGCUUGGACCUACAACCAUCGAUCCAACCAUAUCCUCCGGUCAUCUCUCUCAGCCGCAAUCAUGUAACAGCUCUACCGGUGGAACACAUGAACCACUCACUCAGGCAGAUGCUUCAAACAAUGCUUCUGCUGUAGAUUGGGAAAGAAGCGACUCAAGAGAAGAGUUUCGCUGCUCAUCUUGUAAUCGCGUGUUUGCUCAGAAAUCGCUGCUGCUGAAACAUCGUAUUAUGCACGAUGAACCCAGACAUACUUGUGAUGCGUGUGGCCGUUGUUUCGUACGCGAGGAUAAAUUGAAACGUCACAUUAUGUCCAUACACACUACGGAGAAGCCUCACGCGUGCUGCAUUUGUGGAAAGGCUUUUUCUCGAAAGGACAAGCUAAAGGACCACCUCAAACAUCACGAACGGGCUGCACGAAAUUUCGAAUGUCAACAGUGUCAGCAGCGAUUUGUUCAAAAGUCAGAUCUGAAUCGGCACAUUCGCGGCGUGCAUCAAGGCGAGCCUGGUGUGGGGAUCAAUAUGGGAACAAAACGUCGCGCAACAAGUGGUGCUCCUAUCCGAUUGAAUAAGAAAAAGUCCAGACCAACCCCCUUUACCGUUGGUAGUACGGGUAGCGCAUUUUCCACCGUAGUCACAAGUCAGUCUGAUCCGGAAUCUCAGACGCUAUUCAAAACAAACUGCCGUUUGAUGGGAUCUGAGACCGUUAAACCGGAACCUGUCAGCCCAAAUGCAGAUCCUUGCACUAAGAGUGAUGUUCCCGCACAGGACACCUCUUUGUCCACAGUGGCUCACAUGACCGGCACUCCUCUGUGUGGUUUGUCUGCAAUAGCUCACUCCCAUCCGUUAUUUACCGCCGGCGCCACUCCUGGCCUCAUGCUUCCCGCAAUGACCUUGACUCAGGCUGCAGCUGCUCAACAGCAUUUCGCUCAACAACAACAGGCCGCAGCUGCCGCCGCAGCAGCUGCUGCUGUCAUGUUACCCGGAGGGGCCACUGUGGCAUCUAUGGGACCAAACAUCAACCGCGCGUCCACGCUCGGUCUGCCGCAACAACCUCAACAACAGUUCUUCGCUAUCAACGCUAUACCCCACGCCAAUUUAAGUCAACCAAUUGUAGCAGGUCAUACUCAACAGCAGCAACAACAAGCCACUCAGUUACAAACUGUAACAUCCAAUGCGGUCCAGGGAAAUGUCCAGUUGCAAUCGGAACUGAAGACUGUUGCCACUCCGUCCGGACCGAUGAUGGUAUUGACUCGUAUUGCUGCAGCGAAUCAGGCCGGCCAGGCCCAUCAAUUGGCUAGUCAUGCUGUCUUCCCCCAAAUGGUCGGUUUCCAUCCUGCUAGUACACAACAGCAAUUACACCAACUGCAGCAGCAAGCUGCCAUGGCCCACCAUCACCAGUUACUACAACAACACCAGGCUAGUUACGCGGCUGUUGCGGCCGCUGCAAACACACGGUUGGUGGCCGUCUCAGGUCAGCAGCCUGGGCACGCUUUGGCGGCCUCUGCCAAUCUUCAAAUCGGAUCCAGCCACUCUGUUGUCGCGCAUCAAUUUCAUCUACACCAACAAGCGACUCAGCAGCUUCAACAACAACAAGCUGCAGCCGCUUUGGCAGCUCGUCAUCACGCGGCUCAGAGUCUCCUGUUUUCUUCCGCCGCUUCUAGUGCAACCCCGGCUGGGUUCUUCUGCCACCCACAAGAUGGCGUAACUGCUGGACUUCUAUUAGCCUCUUCAACAGAUCCAGCAAGUUUUGCUCUAGCAGCUGCUGCUCAGGCCCAAGCUGCGGCAGCCGUAGCUGCACAACAACAAACCGGUGCAUCGAGUGUGAUGCAGACAGCACCUGGAGGGACUUUGUCCGCGUCAGCUUUUGCCGCAGCUACCGGCCUGCAGGUUGUCUCAAGCUAUCCAGACGUCACUCAGGCCGCAGUCGCACAGCAGCAACAGCUGCUGUUGCAACAGCAUCAUCAACAGCGUCUCGCAGCCGUCGCAGCGGCAACACAUGCUGUCUCUACGUCCACCUUAACUACACCAACUGUCUCCAACCUCUUUGUGGGCUCCAACUCCGUCGGCGGGAACGUUCUCAAUGGGUCGGUUCUCGUUACUUCCUCUCCCGAUGAUUCCUUGCUCCAGAGUUCCGUUCCUCAAGUGGUUAUGGCACAACCGGACUCCACGGCCACCAUGAGCAACUGUUAUCAACUGGCCGCUGCGCUCUAUCAGCAACACCAUCCUAGCCUCGUGUUCGCCGCGGCUCACGGUAAUGGGGCCCACCCGACUGCGGCUACCACUGGAUCUGCGGUAGCUGCCAUGGCCCUGCAUCAUCAGCAGCAACAAUAUCAACAGCAGCAGCAUGCACAGCACCAAGUAGGUCUUAUGGCAGCCUACCAACAGCAGCAACAUCACUCUCUUCUGCAGCAACAGCAGUCAUCUUCCUAGUCGGAAUGCCCGAGUCCGUUCCGUUUGCCUUCCGUUGUAAAUAUGUGCCACAAACCUCUUUUCUGGCUCCCUGACGUCUUUGUAUUUUAAUUCACCCUUGCUUUUUCACCCCCAGGUCGCUUCUGUCUUCCAGCCUGUAUCUAUAUAAAUCUCUUUUUAGUUUGCCCUCAUUUGACCCUUUACGUUUAUUCCGGUUUCAGUUAGUUUUUACGUUUUCUGCCUAGACUUCAUGUGUUUCACUGUAGCUGUGCUGUCAGUCAUAUGUUUGCGAGCUUCUCGAAUGUGAAGUCUGCGGUGCAUAUGUAUAUAGACCUCCAUCUCUAUUCUCUUGUCCCAAGCUUGUAUAUAUUGCUGUUUCCCGGAUAAAAAGAGGUCUUUUCCUGUAUGCUAUACGCCCAACUCAACUGUGAAUGCAAUAAAUCGUUUUCGCUCUCGGAACCUAUUCAUUUAUUUACCUAGCUCGGUCUCAUAGACUUUUUUUUGCAUAUUUUCCCUUUUUGCUAAUGCAUGCCUCUUCACGUAUUUCUAACUUCCUAAUUCCCCUUACCGUGUACAUUGCAAUGCCAUUUUGAUCAUUUUGAGCUCUACUUUCUAACCAUGAAUCGACUGUGUACAUGACAUGAAUAUUUACGGUCUUUUGGUGCAGCAUCCGCUCCAGUUGACUUCUCUCCUUUGCUCCGCUUUUUCAUUAUGUACAGCAGUUUUCCUUACCUUGUAUGUUUUCUUCUCUCUUCAUUUAUAUUGCCACAUGUGUACGUAUAGUACAACUGUUUGCUAAUCAAUUUUGUAUUUCUUUAGCUGUGGUUCUUCCUCGAUCCAUUGCACAGAUGAUAACGCUGAAGCUCGAUAUUAACUUUGAUUGGCUUUUCAGAUCUGUCUCCCUAAAUUAGACAUCAUGCCGCCUAUCGCAUUCCUUCAGAAGACGUUUAACACUCCUCUCCUAAAUCCUGCCAAGUCUUACUGCUCUCGUGCAUGAUGUCUAUCA